AGGAAUCGGAUGGCUGAGGGGAAGAAACUGUUCCUGAAUCGCUUAAUGGUAACAGUGAGAAAAGGGCAGUUUGUUUAGUGACCUCCUCUUCACCACCAACUCAAGAGUCCAGGUUGUAAUCAAGGCUGGAUCCAGCUUUUUGAUGGGUUUAUUUAGUCUUCUUGCAUCACCAGCACCGAUGCUGCUCUGCUCCCCCACAAAAAGCCGCGAAGGAGAUAGUUUGUAUCGGAAAUGUCAGUUAUAAUCGAUAUUAGUACCCAGCUGGAAGCCCGCGAGGCGUUUAUUCGUUAUUUAAUGGUUGUUGCUAAUUACUUUGAGAAGCUGCAAUCCCUAUGGCGGGAGAUCAAUGUAAUUUUUAAAGUGAGAUUACAACCAGUUUGCGCUGUGAAUGAGCCACCGCUUUUUCAAACUCCGAACAGUCGAUGCACUGCCGCUCGGCCACCCACUCCACUUCCCUCGGCACCCAGGUCAGUUAUUAUUCGGCCAUCCGCGGGUUAACUCCCGAGACAUGGAGUCGGUGUUCGUGACGGUCGGAACCACGAGCUUCGACGACCUUAUCGAGGAAAUUUCCUCGGAAAAGAUCAUUCAGAUUCUUCAAGAACUGGGCUACCGGAGGCUGGUUCUUCAGAUUGGUCGUGGAUCUAUUGAGCCAAAGCCUUAUGUUGGAACAAAUUUUACUCUUGAAAUUUAUAGGUUCAAGGAUACCAUAGCAGAUGACAUUCAGAAUGCUACACUUGUCAUUAGUCAUGCCGGUGCUGGAAGUUGUCUUGAAAUUCUUGAAGCAGGAAAGCCCCUCAUAGUUGUUAUUAAUGAGAAGUUGAUGAACAAUCACCAGCUGGAACUGGCCAAACAGCUGUACUGUGAUGGACAUCUCCUAUACUGUACUUGCAGCACACUUUGUAAAACGUUACAGAAAUUGGACUGCACAUCCCUGAAACCAUUUCCUUCAGGGCAAACAGAAAAAUUUGCGUCGUUUCUGGAUAAAAUUUUGGGAUUCCAGUGACCUAAAUAUUGUAGUUAUUUUUUUAAAUGGGCUCUUUUUUAUAUCUGGAAUUCCAACCUUCAUGUGGUCACAAACUGGAGUUUGAAAUAUAAUCAAGGAUCAACUUGAUUCACCAUACAUGUAUUGGGAACUCACUGUGGUGUGUUGGUGCGAUAUGAAACAAAAACAUCAACAAUUACAAGGAAUAAACAAUUAUAUUAAAAAGUUGGAGGUAUUUUUAAUGUAAUUUAAUGAAGUCUGCCAAUGUAUUUUUAAAUUAAUUUUAAACAGAACCAGGGAAGGAAUUUGUUCUCUAGAAAUCUACAAUAUUGAUUUGUGUUGGUCAGUGCAAUAAAUGUGUUUUCUCACCUUGCUGUUUGCCAGCUUUAUGUUUCACCAUUUCAUUUCAAUAUUUAUUUGUGUAUCUGUUAACUAGAAAAUAUUUAGGCAAGAGUUUGGUUUAAAUACAAAGGUUUGCUUACUAAAUGUUCUUCAACUCUUUUUUACCUUCUGAAACCAUCAUUGCUGGAGUACAUUUUAGUAAGCAAUGCUCAAAUAUCUCCACCCAUAUCAGCCUGACUGGGACUCUCCGCUAGUCAAUUCCAAGCAGCAGUUGAAUCUGACCCUAAUGGUCACUGAUGUGUGAUAUUAUCAUGGGUAACAGAGACCUGCUAGCUGAUUUUAUUUCUUCAUUAAGCUCCGAAUGCUAAGUCAAAAGUGAGGUAAAUUGACAAAUAAUACACUUGGCAUUCAAGUAAAGAUCAAAUGAUAUAGGUUAUAUUAUUCUUAAAAUGGAGUACAGAAGUACUGUACUUAAAUCUCAGGAUUAGUAUUCAGAAGUGUAGAUCAUCAAUAGAGAUGAAUUCGAUACCAAGUUCAAUCAUUUAAGUAAUUUUGCUAUGAAAUAAGCCUGUUAGCCAAAAAGCUAUUUGAUUCUUGUAAAACAAGAGAAGAUCUGCAGAUGCUGGAAAUCCAAGCAACACGCACAAUAUGCUGGAGGAACUCAGCAGGCCAGGCAGCAUCUAUGGAAAAAAGUACAGUCGAUGUUUUGGGCUGAAACCCUUUGGUAGGACUGGAGAAAAAUGAUGAGUAGAUUUAAAAGAUGGGCAGAGGGGAGAGAGAAGCACAAGGUGAUAAGUGAAACCUGAGGGAGGAGGGAUGAUGUAAAGAGCUAUGAAGGCCAUGGAAGAAAUAAAAGGGGGGAGGAGCACCAGAGGGAGGUGAUAGGCAGGCAAGAUCAGGCAAAAGGGGGAAAAGGGGAUGGGAAAUGGUGGAGUAGGGGGGUGGGGGGUAU
This is a messenger RNA of Mobula hypostoma (lesser devil ray), 2276 nucleotides long. RefSeq lists its product as uncharacterized. Lineage: Eukaryota; Metazoa; Chordata; Chondrichthyes; Myliobatiformes; Myliobatidae. The transcript is spliced from 4 exons. The record is from RefSeq and is a predicted model, not a curated record. Gene Ontology annotation, biological process: dolichol-linked oligosaccharide biosynthetic process. Bases 389 to 1003 code for a protein of 204 amino acids. Gene Ontology annotation, molecular function: hexosyltransferase activity.